This is a messenger RNA of Castor canadensis (American beaver), 1004 nucleotides long. RefSeq names its product glutathione peroxidase 7 (gene Gpx7). Gene Ontology annotation, molecular function: glutathione peroxidase activity. Lineage: Eukaryota; Metazoa; Chordata; Mammalia; Rodentia; Castoridae. The record is from RefSeq and is a predicted model, not a curated record. Gene Ontology annotation, biological process: response to oxidative stress.
AGACUUCUGGGAAGGAGCCCACAUGGAACUUCUGGAAGUACCUAGUGGCCCCAGAUGGAAAGGUGGUGGGAGCUUGGGACCCAACUGUGUCAGUGGAGGAGAUCAAACCCCAUAUCACAACCCUGGUGGCAAAGCUCAUUCUGAAAAAGCAUGAAGACUUGUGACCACGUUUCCUCUUCGCCUCCACCCCCAUCCCACCCACCUAUUUACAGUGACCAAAGCAAACUCAAGUGGUGCUUUAUAGGAAGAGUCUACUAUUCUCUUUCCUUCACUCUUAUCCGUAUCUAUCAUUCUUAUGGGGGAAAUUUUCUAGUAUUUUGAUUAUUUGAAUCAUAGAGCAACCAACAGGAACUCCUGGCCGCUGAGAGCUCUGCACAGUGAAUCACCAGCUAACAGAAUCUAUAAAUGGUGGAAAAAUGUGCCAAGUAGAAGGAUAUCAAGCAAUAAUCUCCUACCCAGCCAGGCCUCUGUAAAAUGGGGUCUGUUCCUACCUCACAGGGCUGUUGUGAGGGUUAGGAUGAAACACAUGUGAAAGUGCCUAGGGCAGUACUAGCCAAACAGGAAGUGUUCAAUAAAAUAAAAUAAAUGUUUUUUGCAUAUAAACCAAAAACUGACUUCUGAUCAAUAAUACUUGUACCCAACAUGAAUGUCCACCCAAUGGAAAUCUAGGCCAAAUGUGUAAUUGCUGUUGUUGGCCUCUGUGUAUUAUUUUCUAAUUACAAAAGAUGCAAGUUCCUGGGCUGGAGAUAAAGCUCAGUAGUAGAGUGCUCACCUACAAUAUUCAAGGCCCUGGGUUCGAUCCCCAGAACUGGGUGGUGGUGGGGGAACCAAAUGUGUAAAACCCAAAUAAUGCAGACUGGUAUAAAAAUGAAAAUCUCCCCCUCAUUUUCUGCACUCACUCCAUAGAAGUAAAUACUGUCAGCAAUUUGAUACAAAGACUUCCAGUCCUUUUUUGUUGUUGUUGUUUUUGUGGUAAUGGAGUUUAAACUCAGGGCCUCACAACA